Sabethes cyaneus is the source of this 3818-nucleotide messenger RNA. It is a transcript of the gene Drp1, whose product is annotated as dynamin-1-like protein. Gene Ontology annotation, cellular component: mitochondrion; cytoplasm; membrane. The record is from RefSeq and is a predicted model, not a curated record. Gene Ontology annotation, molecular function: GTP binding; microtubule binding; GTPase activity. Lineage: Eukaryota; Metazoa; Arthropoda; Insecta; Diptera; Culicidae. Gene Ontology annotation, biological process: mitochondrial fission. Bases 214 to 2388 code for a protein of 724 amino acids. The transcript is spliced from 4 exons.
AUCGAAAGAAAACAAGUUGAAAAAUCGUUUUAUGCAUUUUCCCUGAAUUUGCAUUUUGCUGAGUUCAUAAUUUACUAGUAAAAUCGCAAACCGUCGCUUUAAAGUUGCAGGCGUCCAGUUAAAAUAGUGAAUUCUUGGCGAGAAAACAUUGAAUUACGAUUAGAAAACAUUUGCCAUUAAUCACUCUGCUAAAGUGUAGUGAAAACCUAAAAGAUGGAAGCUCUCAUACCGGUGGUGAACAAGCUGCAAGAUGUAUUCAAUACAGUUGGUUCUGACGCAAUUCAACUUCCGCAGAUCGUUGUCCUCGGCAGCCAGAGCUCUGGCAAGAGUUCAGUGAUCGAGAGUUUAGUUGGACGAACAUUUCUGCCGCGAGGAACCGGAAUCGUAACGCGUAGACCGUUGAUUCUUCAACUAGUUUAUACGCCAAUGGACGACCGAGAGCACCGUUCUGCAGAACAAGGAACAGUCAGCGUUGAAGAGUGGGGUCGAUUUCUACACAUUAAGAACAAGAUUUUUACUGACUUCGAUGAAAUUCGAUCUGAAAUUGAGAAUGAAACGGAUCGCAUGGCUGGGAACAACAAAGGAAUUUGUCCGGAACCAAUCAACCUUAAGAUUUACUCAACCAAAGUGGUCAAUUUGACUCUCGUUGAUUUGCCGGGUAUAACGAAGGUUCCAGUUGGAGAUCAGCCUGAGGAUAUUGAAACACAAAUCAAAGAUUUGCUAAUUCAGUACAUUGAAAAUCCCAAUUCAAUUAUUUUGGCUGUUACUGCAGCUAAUACAGAUAUGGCAACCAGUGAGUCGCUGAAAAUGGCCAAGGAGGUUGACCCUGACGGUCGUCGAACGUUGGCAGUGUUGACGAAGUUAGAUCUGAUGGAUGCGGGUACGGAUGCUAUUGAUAUUCUUUGCGGUCGAGUGAUUCCGGUAAAGUUGGGCAUAAUUGGUGUGGUUAACCGGUCGCAGCAAGCGAUAAAUGAUAAGAAAGCUAUAGAAGAGCAACUUCGUGAUGAAGCGGCGUAUUUGCAGAGAAAAUAUCCGACUUUGGCUACCAGAAAUGGAACCCCUUAUUUGGCGAAGACAUUAAAUCGGUUGUUAAUGCACCACAUUCGUGAUUGCCUUCCCGACCUGAAGACGCGAGUCAAUGUGAUGGCAUCGCAAUUCCAGUCCCUAUUGAAUUCGUAUGGAGAAGAUGUCACUGACAAAAGCCAAUGCUUACUGCAGAUCAUAACGAAGUUUGCUUCCGCGUAUUGCUCUACAAUUGAAGGCACUUCGCGAAACAUUGAAACCACGGAACUCUGCGGAGGGGCUCGAAUUUGUUACAUUUUUCACGAAACUUUCGGCAAAACUCUUGACUCAAUUCAUCCAUUGACAGGACUGACCAAAAUGGAUAUCUUAACAGCAAUUCGCAAUGCAACCGGUCCCCGACCGGCUCUUUUUGUACCGGAAGUCAGUUUUGAACUUUUAGUAAAACGUCAAAUUCGAAGGUUGGAGGAACCCUCGCUUCGUUGCGUUGAAUUAAUUCAUGAAGAAAUGCAGCGCAUUAUUCAACACUGUGGCACCGAAGUGCAACAAGAAAUGUUGCGUUUUCCUAAGUUGCAUGAAAAGAUUGUAGAUGUAGUUACUCAGUUGCUGCGUCGCCGUUUACCUACAACUAACUCGAUGGUCGAGCAUUUGGUGCAGAUCGAGCUAGCUUACAUCAACACGAAGCAUCCUGAUUUUCACAAGGACGCUGCCCUGGUGCCAAGUCUGUUGAAAGCGGAUAUGCAGGACCAGUGGGCACAUUUACAUCAAACUGGCAAUCCACCGAGUCGUCGAGCCCGUCCCACACCACAACAACCUGUGGUUCCAAUUCAGCAGAACAAUUUCGAGCCAGCCGUUGACUCCAAUCACGUUAAUGAACACACAUCCAGCUGGUUGUCUAAUAUUUUACCGCCGCCGAUUACUGGACAGACACCGCCGGGCACGCAGAUGCCUCCAGAUAGCGCAGAAAAUUCGGCUACCAACACUCCCACCCACGGAGUGCUGAGUCCAUCGAAAGCGGUCAAUCUUUUGCCAGAUGUUCCGAUUAACCAUUCAUCCCGGAAGCUGACUGAUAAGGAGCAAAAGGAUUGCGAUGUGAUUGAGCGCCUCAUCAAAUCCUACUUUUACAUUGUGCGCAAAUCGAUUCAGGAUUCAGUGCCGAAAGCGAUCAUGCACUUCCUGGUCAACUUUGUGAAGGAUAACCUGCAGUCCGAACUGGUGACACAUCUGUACAAAUCCGAUUCGGCCAACGAGUUGCUGAAUGAAUCGGAUCAUAUUUCGAUCCGGCGCAAAGAAGCCAGCGACAUGCUUAAGGCACUAACCCGUGCCAACCAUAUUAUAAGUGAGAUUCGUGAAACGCACAUGUGGUAAAGCCCAGACGCGGGCCAGUAACAAUGCGUAGAAAGAUCGACUGUACAUCAAAGGAAAUAGAAAACACACGCUCGGCUGAUGAACGCGUUCGGGUGGUCCAGCGUAAGCUUUGAUUAAAAAGAAAAACAAACAACUCUAGGCAUUAGACUAUUAGAUUUUCAGAUUGGUUCCCGGCGUUUGUUGUCCGGCUGUUUUUCCUAGUGUGAACACUCUCUACCCGCAACCAUUUACAUUUACGGAAUGCAUUCACUAGCUGUUUUUAUGGUAAAUCAAGAACUAGGUAAACUAUUGUUACGAAUUGAAUAUUCAUCUUGGUUAUGAUAGGAAGACGAAAGAACAGCAUUGCAGUUUCACCUUGUUUGCAUGGCAAUUCAGAUGAUAUUUGAUUUUUCUGAAGAAAAAAAAACGAAUUCUUUCUAGUCUGCUAUCUAACGACAUUAAUUACAUCGAUUUUUUAGAGUUGCUCAAAUUUCACCUAUCGUUUCUUAUAACAGACAUUCAGUUAUAUGCCAAAGAAAAGGCUGUAGUUUAUAAACGAUUACUAUUGGCUUGUUUCCAUUAAACUGUACAAGUACUGUUAAUCAAUCAUAAUACAUUAGGUUAUUUUGGUCAAUAAUAACAUUUGUUUACUUGAAAAGCACUGCAUAAUAUAAUUUCUUUUGCAAAUAUGUACAGAAUUGUUUGAUUUCAUGAUUUUCGAUUCGAAAAUGUUGCUAAUCAUAUAACCAUGAACCGGUAUCGUAUACUAUUCAAAACAUCAGACAUGUUUCGUUAACUAGUUAAAUCAUCGAAGGGAAUUGUUCAUCUGCGCACCUAAACAACAGAGUAUUUCAUUUCGCAACUUUAAAACCGAGAGAGAAAUUUAACAGCAUUAGGGUGCCAGCGAACUGGGACUCAUUGCUUUCUUUAUAAAACAUAAAAUAUAAACUUCGUAAUAGUACCUAUCCCUAAAAAUGUUAUACCGAAGGUAACAGACGUACAGGAAACUUGGGAAAACAUACUUUAAGUGAAAAGCACAGCAAACUAUGCAGUACUAAUAGACACAGUGCCAUUAUUUUCUCGAAUAAUUGAGCAAUCAUAGUUUGCUUAUCAUGCAGUUCAGUACCGCAAAGUGAGUUUGAAUUCGAACAAAUUAACCGAAGCUGGCUUUUCUAAGCAAUAUUACGUUCUCUGUCACUCUGUAACAUAUGAAAUGAAAUGAAAAAUAACGUUUUUCGCAGGUUUAACUCUAGACGGCUGUUAUCUUGGGCUAUAGAACAAUCUAUUCGCUUUUGUGGGUUGUUAGCAAAAACAUAUUAAUAUUAACAACUGUCGAUUUAAAAUGAAUAAACGAAAGACAGCAAAGGAAAACAAACUACACAAUAGAGCAAUUUCUUAUAAAAAUAUACUCAAUAAACAACAGAAAACUGGAAUAAAUCGCAACAAAUGAU